AUGAACGACAACGAUCUCGAACUCUAUAACGAACCCGAGGAUGUGGAGCUGAGAAGACCCACAGAAUAUCCCGGCCACUUCCAAAGGCUUGAACUCGAAGCACGCAUAACAGAGCUGUGGGCAUGCCUGAGGAGCAAUCGAGACGUUCCUGAGCGGAAAUACCGUGAGACCGACUUAAUGAGGGAGCACGACCGUUAUCUCAUCUGCUCAUUCUGUUUGGCAAAGGGACAGCACUACUCAGAUGGCUGUCCAGUGUACAACAGCGUAGAAAGAAGAAACCUAGUCAAAUGCACAUUAUGCCUAGACACUCGACAUUAUAAAGUUUGGUGUCCGAAACAGACAAGAAAAUGCAUGUAUUGCGGAUCGGAAAGCCACGACAAAGCUCUAUGCACCCUCUCAGAAAGAGUGCAGGGCCCCUACAAGGAGUUGGACGAGAUCGGACGUGAAUUGGAAACCCACGAAGGACAGCUGCUCAUUUUGGAAUUUCCCACCACCGUGGAAAAUUCCAAAAUGAGCAACUGUCGUCCGGGAGCAGAGCAUGAGGAGAACAUAGGCGCAGUUCCCAUGCGUUCCAGCUCAGACCCGCGACCGUGA
This is a messenger RNA of Haemonchus placei, 594 nucleotides long. The record is from the annotation of a GenBank genome assembly. Lineage: Eukaryota; Metazoa; Nematoda; Chromadorea; Rhabditida; Trichostrongylidae.